This is a messenger RNA of Capsella rubella, 1962 nucleotides long. RefSeq lists its product as uncharacterized. The record is from RefSeq and is a predicted model, not a curated record. Gene Ontology annotation, cellular component: plasma membrane. Bases 380 to 1684 code for a protein of 434 amino acids. The transcript is spliced from 8 exons. NCBI's taxonomy places the organism in Eukaryota, Viridiplantae, Streptophyta, Magnoliopsida, Brassicales, Brassicaceae.
CUUCUCUCUUCCGUCUUCCACAACAGACUGUGUUCAUUGCUUGUGGGGUCUCUCUCUCUCUCUCUCUUUCUCUGUGAGAAGACGAAGACAGCUGUUUCUAUUGUUCCACUUUGGUUUUGUGUUUAUCUUCUUUUAGUUCCGAGUUUUUUUUCUUCUGUGUCCAAAAUCGAAAGGAACGUCUUUUUUUCUUUUCCUUUCAAUUCUUCUUCUUUGUUCUGUUUCUCGGACUUUCUCACUAGUGGGAAAAAGACAGAAUCUUUGUUAAAAGUCGUGGCUUGUCCAAAUUCCGAAGCUUUUUUUCUGUAAGAGAACAAUAAAAGACAGUGCUUGAUCUCUUCUGUCUCUCUCUCUCUUUUGGGUGGCUCGGAGAAGAGAGAAAAUGACGAGAAGAGGUGAAUUUGAGAUGGGUUUGUUCGUGAUUCUUCUUCAAUGCGUGUUCCUGUUCUCUCUUUGUUUAUCUGAGAAAUCUGAGGAGUUCUUACCACAGAUAUCACCAGAUACUUCUCCCCAACCAUUUCUUCCUUUCAUUGCACCUUCUCCAAUGGUUCCAUACAUAAACAGUACCAUGCCCAAAUUAUCAGGGCUUUGCUCGCUGAAUUUCACUGAUUCCGAGAGUUUGAUUCAGACAACUUCACACAACUGUUGGACUGUGUUUGCUCCGUUGUUAGCCAAUGUGAUGUGUUGUCCUCAGCUAGAUGCUACACUCACGAUAAUCCUUGGUAAAGCGAGCAAAGAAACCGGUCUGCUUGCUCUAAACAGAACCCAGUCUAAGCACUGUAUAUCGGAUUUAGAGCAAAUCUUGGUGGGCAAAGGCGCAUCAACUCAGCUUAAUAAGAUCUGUUCUGUUCACUCAUCGAAUCUCACUUCUUCUUCGUGCCCUGUAAUCAAUGUCGAUGAGUUUGAAAGCACGGUGGAUACAGCAAAACUUCUUUUGGCUUGUGAAAAAGUUGAUCCUGUGAAGGAAUGUUGCGAAGAGGUUUGCCAAAAUGCGAUACUCGAUGCUGCUACAAAUAUCUCUCUUAAAGCUUCUGAACCUCUAACCGAUAACUCAGAAAGGAUCAAUGAUUGCAAGAACAUAGUAAACCGCUGGCUCGCUACUAAAAUUGACCCUUCUAGGGCUAAGGAAACUCUCAGAGGAUUAGCAAACUGCAAAAUCAAUAGAGUUUGUCCUCUCGUCUUUCCUCACAUGAGGCAUAUUGGAGGUAACUGCAGUAACGAGUUGAGUAACCUAACUGGUUGUUGCCGUGCAAUGGAGAGUUAUGUGUCUCACUUGCAAAAGCAAACACUUAUGACCAAUUUGCAAGCUUUAGAUUGUGCAACAAGCCUUGGGAUAAAGCUACAGAAGCUUAACAUCACUAAAAAUAUAUUCAGCGUUUGUCAUAUCAGUCUCAAGGACUUCUCUCUUCAAGUUGGAAACCAAGAAUCUGGUUGUUUAUUACCGAGCUUACCAUCCGAUGCGAUAUUUGAUCAAGACACUGGAAUAAGCUUUACCUGUGACCUUAAUGACAACAUUCCUGCUCCGUGGCCUUCAUCUUCUCAAUCCUCAGCCUCAACCUGUAAAAAGACUGUUAGAAUCCCAGCUCUUCCGGCUGCUGCAUCCUCGCAACCUCGUCUCUAUGAUGAGGGAGUUAAACAUAUGGUGAUCUUUGUGUUGUCUAUGGUUUUUCUGAUGCUUUUGUCAUAGUACUAGUACCAGAACCAAACCGGAUCCAAUCCUAUAUCAGACCGGUUUACUAGUCAGUCAAUAGCUGUUUCUUUUGUAGAUCAAACCGGUAUAGUCACUGCGGAAGUCGUAUGUUGACAUGACCCGGUUCACGUGUUUGGUUUGUUGAGGUAUAAGUUUCGGAAAGUCUUUUUUAUCUUUUAUUGAUUCAAUGAUUCUUGAAAAAAACCUUUUCUAAUGUAAAGAAAAAGGUCUUGUAGGGUUUAUGGUAAGCUUAUAAUAUAUUUAUUUUCUCUGCA